Messenger RNA from Aplysia californica (California sea hare), 3218 nucleotides. RefSeq names its product filaggrin-2. The record is from RefSeq and is a predicted model, not a curated record. NCBI's taxonomy places the organism in Eukaryota, Metazoa, Mollusca, Gastropoda, Aplysiida, Aplysiidae. Gene Ontology annotation, molecular function: protein binding.
AAAGCCCCCUGUCUUUGGGCCCAUUAUUAUCCCGUACAGGUGUGAUUAUACAGGAACGGUGUACCGUUCUUGUGCAGGAUCAGUGCACUUCUUAAUGGAUUUAGCUCUCUGUGUUUUGAUUGUUGAUUCCAUAACGCUAAGGAUUUUGAGACGAUCAAACGUGACUGCGUUUAGCCUGGGGCAGCUCGAACUGGCGUUCCACCCUUAUGAGAAAUUACGCUGGUAGCUGACUCUUUACACUUUUGACUAGCUGAAGUUUUUGGAUACAAACCCAAAGCUGAGUCAAUACUGGCGAUUUGGAGACAUCAGAAAGUAAUUUAAGAUCCUGUUCAGAAACACCCCACGGAGAACAUAAGAUUGUCGUUGGGGACGAUACAAGACUAAUGUAACUCCAGAAGAGGCAGUGCUCGCGCUUAUGAAAAAAGAGUGUUGACUCGCGCCUUUGAUAUACAGUGUUAUGUGGUUGUGCCCGAGUAAUUACGAAGUCCACAGUAGAACAGACUUUAACGUAGAUAAAAAGAGGUGACCAUGGUAACGACUUCACAUAAAAAAGUGACCUCAUCAAGGAUUGAGCUCAUUUGAUCUUUAUCUGGAAGACAUUUCUUGGAUUUCAAAAUACCGACCUUCCUGCACGAAAUGUGCCCCUGGUCAUAAGACAAUAAGCAGCUCAUUACGUUAUCGUGAAGUACCGAGCUUCUUCCAAGAGGCGCGCCCAUGGUUAUGCUCGGCCGAACGGACACCAUGGCUCCAUCUAGUGGUCACGCCAGCCCAGGACCCCAAGUCUUGACAAAAAAUGAGAGGCCAAUACCCGCACUUAGACGAGGGGCUCAGCCCAGCUAUCCCCAAGAGCUGGAAAAACCUCUUCACAGGGACGAUAACUACUCCUUCUCACAUAUGCGAGCUGGAUUUAUGCCCCCGACAUCCAGCAACCCGAACAACACAAUAAAUGAUGACAGGCGCAGAAUGGUUGUCACCCCUACUGUGACGUCAUACCGCGGCGCUGUACUCCCAGGACGUCCUGUCUCUACCGUUAGACCGCAGAGUGCCAUGGCCCUGACGUCACCCGGACAUCCACCAGUAGAGAGGCCACCGUCUUCUCUGGGCGUGGCGUGGGGGUCGUCGCAUAGAUACAACAGCAAUAGGAACGGGGCAGAUAAUCGGACGACAGAACCUUCUGGUUCUCUAGAAGACAGGCUUAAGUCCCUGAUGGCUGACGGCAUGGACAGAACGAGAGCGGGGAGAAAAACACCAACAAACCAACAGAUGUAUGACGAGGGCCAGCUAAUUCUACCUGUCCACCAAAAAAGCCGUAGCUAUGGCGAUGGCGUCACCAUGGGACCCGGUUACAACGGUAUGGAUGGCCCUUACCAGGACGGAACCGAUGACGUGUACGCCGUUGUCUCCAAGAGACCAGAUCUCAGACAGGGGCAUGCCAUGCUUCCGGGUUUUGUGCCUCCACAAACAAGUGAAAGACGUGGCUCUGUACGCACUGACCUCCCUGCCAAGUCUGGAUAUUCCGCGGAGCCGAUGACCUCAGUCAGCGGGAGUGAGACGCCAAUGGGCGGACCCCGAGGCCAGGAGAACCCUGCCUUCAUUGCAGACGACAUCCGGCGGAGUCGAGAGUCUCUGUCCAAAAACACUACUUCUGGGAGUUUUGAUCUACGGAGUGCUUGGCAGCGUCUCUAUGGCAACCAAUCAGAACCACCGUCCAACCGGCGAUCUUCAGCCGGCGAUCAACUCAUGGCAAGGAGCCAAACUCAACAAAAUACUCACCUCCAGUCCCCACAUUACCCUCGUCCAAACCACGCUCGCCUGAACUCCUCUUCCGAUGAUAUGGCAGAAGCGGCUAACAGCUUUCAUAACCACAGUUCAGCCUCCAUGCUCGCCUACAAUCCCCACCAACAGCUGAACUCCAGCCAUGACCAUACAUUCGCCAACCCCAGCCUUAUGGUAAACCGAGAAAGUCCGACAGGCCAAAGUUCAAGUAACCCCGAACAAGUUUCCGGGUCCAACAACUCGAGUCAAUUGAGUGCAUACGCAGCUCCUGUACAGCGAAAUCUCACUUCCACUUUCAAACCGAAAAUAGGCGGCAGCUCCAGUAGCAUCAACAAGAGCAGCAGUAACAACAACAGCAACAACAGCAGCAAUCAAGAUCCAGCUCUCGGCCCGGCAGCAAAAUACCCGGAACCACAACUCUCCAAACGAGUUUCCAACACGGCCCCACGCAAAACCUCCAGCCCGUUUCAAAACGCACGGAAUUUACAGCAUGACGCAAAACCAUUUGGAAGUUCUUCAGCGUCUCCACAAUACGCUCCAGAGCCCAGCGUGGCGAUCAGACCUGGGAGGGAAUCGUUCGCUUCAGAUAUGACAGUUGAAUUCAACGUUGCAGACAGUUCACCUCCACGACCCCUCUCUCGCGGACCUGGACAUAAACAGUCCACUCUCUACGAUACUGGAGAUGAGAGCGAGUCUCCACCCCUGAAUCCUGCCGACUCCAUUUUUGACUAUCCCGACGCUGAGAGCGAUAACGAAUCUGUGACUCCUCCUCUUCCACCUCUCUCUCCUGGAGCCACGCCCCGUGAGGCAGGGUCAUCCACGCCCACAAAUGCGUCCCAAGGGUUUUCGUUCUCUUCGUCCAAUAAACCUCACCACAGACCAAAAUCACCUCCUAAGACUCCAGAUUUACUCAGAAAAAUGACGGGGCCUGGGGGGUCAUGGACUCAGGGUUCACGGAAAGAUGGUGCACCGUCUCGACAUUCUACAGCAGGGCGGUCACAUGGAGUCGGGGCGGUGAAGGAGGAGAGGAGACACAACAGUUCAGGGCACGCCCACGGAGAAGGAGCAAUCAGUAAAGCUGCUGGUGGCAGUCAGUACGCGCGUAGUAGGAGUCUGGAGGAUGUCCGCGAGUCGGAGAAUGAGAGCAUGCUGUCUUUUGACGUGGAGAAUACGCUACUGCUGGUGGAGCCCUCUGACCAAUCGGAGAUGGGAACACUCAGGUCACACAAGUCUGGAGGCUCUGUGCGAGCACAGCUACAUAGGCUAGAGGGCAUGUACAGUCACGUGAUGAAGACCCUGGAGGAGAACUCCCAGGCACCCCGCACCCGGCGCCGCUGGAGUAUCGGCAGCUCGGACACAAGCUCCUUCCACCAACACUCCCACCAGGGCAAGCACUCACACUCACGGACAGCCAGUCAGAAGAUGAGCAGCAGGGAUGUGAG